Molecule: messenger RNA, 674 nt
Organism: Photinus pyralis (common eastern firefly)
Lineage: Eukaryota; Metazoa; Arthropoda; Insecta; Coleoptera; Lampyridae
Exons: 2
Coding region: 127-609 (160 amino acids)
Molecular function (GO): nucleic acid binding
Source: RefSeq, a predicted model, not a curated record
GGUUAUUCUUGUGGUUGUUGUUAUUAUUCAUCUUCGCUCUUAGUGCAAAAAAAUGUGUUCUUUUCAGAACAAAAUUGCUGUUUGUUUGUGUACAUUCUACCGUUAUUUACAUUUGUACUCGCCACAAUGCCGAAAUAUUUGAACAGUAAAGCGAAGGAACUCCUUGCGUCUUUAAUUCAAUAUUUUGAACAGGAACGAGAUAAUGGGGGUUUCUUAUUACCAUUAGGUUCAGUUCGAGAGCGCAUUGUGGCAGCAUUACAUUUAAACAUUUCUACGGUCAGCAGAAUAUCCCAAGCUUUUAAACAAAACGAAGCUUUGAUAUCGCAGAUCUUGGUAUUUGCAUCUAAAAGUACUGGCGAUUACCACGGAGAAAUGAAUCGUGAAAACUUUUUACAUUGGUUUGAAAAACAAUUAUUAGUAAAUUUAGAAGAACCAAGUGUUAUCGUAUUGGACAAUGCUUCUUACCACAACACCUUAUUGACACAAAAUCCGAACAACUCGUGGAGAAAAGCAGAUUUUCAAGAUUGUUUACACAAUAAACUUGCACUUGCGAUUGUAACCUCAGAAAUGUGGAAAAAUUCAAUUAAUCACACCGAAAUAGUACAUUGAAAUACAAGUGCAGAAACGGUAUUAUUGAAAAACGAGUAUAAAUGUAGGAACACGAGCGCCAGCGA